Molecule: messenger RNA, 2506 nt
Organism: Dendronephthya gigantea
Lineage: Eukaryota; Metazoa; Cnidaria; Anthozoa; Malacalcyonacea; Nephtheidae
Product: dynein regulatory complex subunit 6-like
Exons: 23
Coding region: 40-2430 (796 amino acids)
Biological process (GO): SCF-dependent proteasomal ubiquitin-dependent protein catabolic process
Cellular component (GO): SCF ubiquitin ligase complex
Molecular function (GO): protein binding
Source: RefSeq, a predicted model, not a curated record
UAUGGCGGUCGAAAGACUUGUUUUCAAAAAUCGCACAAAAUGACGGCUUUAAAGAACUGCAGCGCAGAACUUCGGAAAUAUCUGUUCGAGCACAAGCUUCCACAAGUUUUUGAGGCACUUUUGACAGGCCUUGCUAUAGAAUGUCCCUCUGAUGCCUGUGCAUUUGUUGUCGAUAAACUUGCAUUGUUAAAUAGCGAUCAAAACGCUUUUGAAAAUUUGCAAUGGGAUUCUUUUAUAAGUGCAGAAAAAAAGCCAAAAGACCAUUUAUUGAAGAAAGGAUUUGGAGAGGUUUUGUGGUGUUAUGAGGAUGAAAAUUCUCAGCCAACACCAGAGAUGUACCAACGAGCGUACAGUGUAUAUAACUACAAACUAAAGCUAAUGUGUCUUCAAGGCUGGAAACAUUUUCAUGCAAUAAAAAAAAUGAAGAAGAAAAAUUUAGAAAUUAAGAUGAAUAAUGCUCGAAAUUAUCACAGAAGAAGAAAAUUGAGGGUUCAUUUUAUGGCUUAUUUGAACUGGUUUAGGGAUCUAAAGAACUUGCAGAGAGAAAUCUCAGCAAAGAUAAAGAAAGUUGUCAGAAUGUCUCUGCUACGAUUGGUGUUCAUGGGAUGGCGUACUGUUGUUGCUGAUGCAAAGAAAACAAAAGAAUAUUUUGAGAGAAUUGAGAGAGGGGAAGUAAUAGAUACUGGAGAAUAUAAAGACUUUUUUAUGACAUCAGAAGAUGGAAAAGAUGUGAUAUCAUCCUUGCCUAAACAUGCUGCGUUACUGAUAUUCAGCAACGUGGAUAUUCAGGACCUUGGAAGAUGUGCGUCAGUUAGUCGUUCUUGGAAACUUAUCAUCCAGUCAAACCUAUUAUGGAGUAAAAUGGAUUUUACCAAGAUGAAAUAUAGAUUAACAAACAAGAUUACUUCAAGAUUAGUUCAUAGAUAUCGUUCCGUGUUGGGACAUUUAAACUUACGGGGCUGUUGUAAUCUUACUCAAGGAAGCCUUAAAAUUAUCGGGGAAUCCAAGAAUCUUCAGGAUCUUAAUGUUUCAGAAUGUAUUGGGAUCAGUGAUGAUGUAAUGAAGAGCAUUGCAACUGGUUGUUCGUCACUUUUAUAUCUCAAUUUAUCUCGUUGUAAUAUUUCAGACGCGACGUUACGUUUAUUAGCAAGGAACUGUGUGAAUCUUCAAUAUCUAAGUCUAUCUGGAUGUCUUGGUUUUACGGACAAGGGCCUUAGUUAUAUAUCACACGGGAAAGGUGCCAGGAAACUAUCAUAUUUGGAUCUGUCUGCUUGCGAGCAGGUCACAGAACAUGGGUUCAUGCAUAUAUCCAUCGGUUUUUUAUCAUUAUCCACUCUCAUACUGAAUGAUCUACCUUCUCUUCACGAUGAUCAUCUUAAGAUGUUAACAGAUAAAUGUAACUCACUUAAAACAAUUUCAAUUCUUAAAUCUCCGUUAAUCUCCGACACUGGCAUGAAGUAUUUCGUUACCUUUCGUCGCUUACAGAAAAUCCAAAUAGAGGGUAAUCAUCGUAUAACAGACUCCUCAAUAAAAGCCAUCGCUAAAAGUUGUCCAGAUUUAAGACACGUCUACAUCGCAGAUUGUCCUCGUCUCACUGAUCUUUCUUUGAAAGCGCUAUCCUCGUGCAAACAUUUGAUUGUGUUAAACAUGGCCGAUUGUGUGAGAAUUCAGGACGCUGGUGUACGUCAAGUGGUCGAAGGACCUUCUGGAGCCAAACUUAGAGAAAUCAAUCUAACGAAUUGUGUCAGAGUCAGUGAUGUUACUCUUUUGAGGAUUGCGCAGAGAUGUCACAAUCUGACAUAUUGCAGUAUAUGUUACUGUGAACACGUGACUGAUGCGGGACUAGAGUUACUGGCCACCCUCCCCUCCCUGGUAUCUCUUGAUAUCUCAGGAUGUAAUGUUCAGGAUCAUGGCGUGUCAUCACUUGGAAAUAGUUCAAGAUUAAGAGAUAUCACUUUGUCAGAAUGUCAGACUAUAACAGAUAUAGGAUUACAGAAAAUGUUCCAGCAGUGUCGGUAUUUAGAGAAUCUAGAUUUAUCUCACUGUGCAAACAUCACGGAUUAUGGGAUAAAGAAUUUAGCAUUUUGCUGUCGUCUUCUAAGAACCCUCAAUCUGUCAGGUUGUAAAAAGCUAACAGACUCCAGUGUGCAGUAUUUAGCUGGUGUAUGUCAUUAUAUUGACAAUCUCAAUCUUUCUGGAUGCAUAUUAUUAACGGAUCGAUCACUGAGAUUUGUCAGAAAAGGCUUAAAGCAUUUGAAGUCGUUAAACGUUUUGUAUUGUUGUAACAUCACCAAAGCGUCAGUAAAGAAAUUAAUGACAAGAGUUGCUCAUAUACUACACAGCAAUGAAGAGACUCCAACACUGAUUAACUCAAUAAUUGAUCCAAAGAUACAUUCAUACAAGCCUUCUUCAGUGCUUCUUGCAACUUGAGAUAAAUCUCUUUGGUAACAAUAAAUCAUUGUAAGUAAAGAUUUUAUUUAAACCAAAACAUCUACGAAGAUAUAUU